CCUUCGCCUCAGCGGCGCGGGCAGGCGAGAGGUGCGGGGCGUUCGCUGAGGAGCCGGCGGCGCGGUCCUCGGGGCUCGGCGGCGGCGACGACCACAGGGGAGGCGGGCGCGGAGGCGAAGGACGAGCGAGCCGCAGCAGGGAUGAGGGGAGACUCAUACUUCUUUGGAAUGCGAGGCCUUGGUCACUAUGGCUGCAUCCCGGAAGAUGGAGGACAGUUCUUACUCUACUCUCUAAAUGGAGACAAUGAUUUAAAGAGAUGUUUUGCAGAAGAAGACUUUCAUGAAAUAAUCGACUUCAAUGAUCUCCCGAAUUCUCUCUUUGCUUGUAAUGUUCACCAGUCUGUGUUUGAAGAUGACGACAGUAAGGAAAAAUUUGAAGGCUUGUUCCGUGCCUAUGAUGACUGCGUGACAUUCCAGCAGUUUAAAAGCUUCAGGCGUGUGCGGAUAAAUUUUAGUAGUCCCAAAUCAGCUGCUCGUGCCAGAAUAGAGCUGCAUGAAACACAGUUCAGAGGGAAGAAGUUAAAGUUGUAUUUUGCACAGAUUCAGACCUCUGAGACAGAUGGAGACAAGCUUCAUUUGGCACCACCACAGCCUGCAAAACAGUUUCUCAUCUCGCCUCCAGCCUCCCCACCUGUAGGGUGGCAACCAAUAGAUGAUGCAACACCUGUCAUCAACUACGACCUCCUUUAUGCAGUUUCUAAGCUAGGACCAGGGGAGAAAUAUGAGCUGCAUGCAGGAACAGAGUCCACUCCCAGUGUGGUAGUGCAUGUCUGUGACAGCGACAUGGAAGAAGACGAGGACCCAAAGAAUUCUCCAAAGCCAAAAAUCAUUCAAACUCGACGCCCUGGUCUGCCACCUCCUGUAUCUAACUGAGCCUCUCCGGCAGAAGCAGCACUUCUCUCCUCCAGCACAGCUCUUGGUUUUUGUUUGCUUUGUUUCGUUGAAAGGCAGCCAUUGCCUUUUGAGUACCAGACAUUAAACUCAUUGAAAUCCCUUUACAGUAAUCAAGCCUAUGUAAUAAAAGGGCUAGGAAAAAGAUCUUUGUUUAUGUAACCAUAUCACACACCAACUAAUAGAUUUUUCUGGAAAGGACAAAACAAGGCUGAAGAAACAAGGGAGGGUUUCCGUCUGAGGAUUUUUUCACAGCUAUAAUUUGCAUGCUGAAACACUACUACCAGAGAGAUCAUUCAGGGUGGGCAAUUAGGCUGAUAGCAGGCUUGAUAGUCAAACUCCCAGAAUACUUGCUAUUGCCCUUCAUCAAGCAGCCUGCUCCUCUGACCUCCUCAGUUCCCCACCAGACCUUAGUCUUUUCCCUUUUUUUUUUUUUUUAAAGGGGGGCAUGUGUGUUGUUUUUAAUCUACUAGCAGCUUGGUGGCCUUUUCAUCCCCCGGCAGUUUUCUAUAACGAAUACUAUCUUUGCAACAUUUUUAGAAACAUCAGAAAAACACCCUCUUCCACCAACAGCUGUAGAGUAAACUUGUCCUUAAUGGUGGCAGGGAUGUGAGACAGAGCUCUCUGGGCUGAGAGGUAGCAGCUGGCUGGAGGGUCUGGUGUCUUUCAGUCCUUCUCUCUAAGGAGAAGGGAGCCAGAAUAUCAACAGGGAUUGUCAUUUUAUCUUCCAUAAAGGUAUGAGUGGUACUUCUGAGUUUGAGGCAGAAAGAGAAACUGACUGCUUAUUUAAGGAGGGAUUCAUUGCUCUCUGUCAUAGCUGUAAGUUCUAGUAAUGAUAUAGGCUGAAUGCUUUCCUAGUGGUGUGUUGAAUAGCCCUGAAACUGUUAGUAAUUACUCGUACAUCUCUAAUAUUCAGCCCUUUUCCUUCCCCACUUCCUGUGCUUUAAAGCCCUUUUUGAGCUGUAUGCAGUUUGGGUUUGUGGAGGUGAGAAGAGGUUAGUUGGUGUUCUUUUGUUGGUUUUUUUCUCUUUUUUUUAGGCCAAAGAAAACAGGACCAUAAUUACACACUUGAAAUUAGACUGCAUGCAAUUGAAUCCCCUUUUUUCACUCUGUCCUGCAUGUUUCUUUCACUUGCAAUGUAUACUGGGUUACAAAAAUUGUUCUGUGUUUUCAUCAUGGCUGACAGCAGGCAGAUACUGGAUUCCCUGUCUGGCAGACCUUCCAUGAUGAUUUUUUUUUUUUAUGCAUACUUGUCCUUUUGAGAACAUAUUUUCUAGACAUUUGAGCUCAGAUUUUGCAUAUAUUUAAGCAUGCGCUUAAUUUAUGCACAUGAGUAGUUCCACUGAAAUUAAUACUGCAGAAAACUGAGCAUAUGUGUAAGAUACGGUGGGAUUUUUAAGCUAAUUAGCUGCAGCUGUACUCCCAAAAGUGACUAUAAAAUGGCACAGUGAGAUUCCACAGUUUAAAAUCCUUUACAAGUUAAAAUAAGUAAAUACAUCUUGGAAGCUCAUUCUAGGAUCUGAAAAGUCAGCUUAGGUUCUGUAAUCAAGAUUUUUGUCAUAAAAUCUAAUGAUCUGGUUUCUGAGGGAGGGUUCCAUUCUACCCUUAAUUAGCAGUGAGGCUACAAGCUUCAGCAGAGUCAAGUCCCCCUUGCUGGGGUAUUGGCUCUCCAGUACUUCCAGGAAGAAAAGCAUGUCGCUUUGUCGGUGAAGACAGGAGAUGCCAUUCUCAACGUGCACGGUGAAGGACGUUCUGAGAAUGAGGACUUAAGCAUUCUCAUAUAGUUCAUUCUGCGACCACCACAGGCCCCUAAUAUUCCUGUUGAGAUGUAGUGCUUUACUUAGCGUAUAUCUAUAAUGUGAUACUUGUUACUGCAUUAUGGACAUCGUCGUGUGUGUGUUACACUAAUAGAAGCACAUUAAAUACAGCAGAGACUGAACAAAAAAUGGGGCUUUAGUAUCCUCAUGAUAUCUGUGUAAAGUUGUCUAAAGUAACUCCUUAGAGGUUUCACUUCAAUUAUUUUUUCAGUGAUGCAUUUAGAAAUGGUUUCAAUAAAUAGUCACUUACUACCCUAAGACUAUAACCUGAUGUUCCUGUUGAAAACACCGUCAUAGGCCACCUACAGUAUUUCAGGAGUAACACCACUGUCGUUUUUGAGAACAUACAGAACGCUAAGGUCCAUGGGUGUAUAAACAGGGAGAGAAAGAUUUAAACGCCUAAGAUUUUUUGUUGAUAUAUGCUGUAUGGAAGAAUUUACUGGCCACAUCCUCAAUUGAUGUAAGCAAUCAGACAUCUUCUCCAAUCAAAUCUGAUGCUCCGGAUUUUUUUCCAUGCAGAAGUGUUGGAGGCUGAAUCUAGUCCUUGUAUCCAUGUACUCAAACUUUGGAGACUUGGUUCUGAACUACGGACUUUGGCCUCAAAUGAUGUAAAACUGUACUGCAAAUUAAAGCAUUGGAUCUUAAAUGUUCUUUCUUCAAAGUGCAUUUUCAGACUUUUAAAAACAGGCCCCUUUCAAUGACUACUCUUUGUCUUCACAAAACUACGUAGUACUACCCAGGAGGGCGUGGAACAUGGCCCACUGGUUAAAGCACAGAAAUAGAAACACAACUACAAACCUGAAAACUCAAAGAAGCCUGUUGUAACUAUGGUCAAAGCUUAUGUAUCACCUUUAUGUGAUAAAAUAACGGUCAUCAAGGAAAAAUGUUUCAGGUAUUAUGGAAUAAUGUCCCCAUCAUAAAAGUAACAGGAUUUGCGACUUAAAGAGAACCUGGUAUUUUGCUAAAGGCUGGUUCUUGCCUGGCACAGAAGAAAGGCUUCUUUCAAAAAAACGCUGACCAUCUGGAAGAGUAACUGCCCUAUUUAAUUCAGUAAUUCACAGGCAAGAGUCCUUACUUACUUCAGUGGGAAUUUUCUAUUGUGUAGCAUCUAUGAACUCAGUCCCUCUAACUUGCACUUUUCACAGGGUGUCCGCAGUGCUAAAGUAGAUUCUCUCAUGUCGUAAUAGUAUAAAUAAGAAUGAAAUCUCUGUGUUACAUUGCAGCUUCUGAUGCACAGUGACACAGACGGAGUCCUUUUAAUUUCCUUUCCAAAGCAGGCGCCCAUGGGAGCGGCUGGCAGCGAUGCCCUGGGGCCCUCUUCUGGGUGGACAUUGCUCCUGCUGCUGCUUGGAAAUGGAAGGAGGAAAUCAGGGGAGUACAGUUGCUGUUUCUGUUGCCUGCUGCCUGCUUGUCCUUUCUGACCUCUUAAGAUACGAAAUCGAAAUUUUAAUGACUUCCUAAGUACAGUUAAAAGGAUGAAAACAUUGACAACGCACGUAGAAAGGGUAUUUUGGAAUCUGCUCUUUUGGAACAAAAGAACAAAGAAUUUCUGUGGCCUUGAUUUUUGUAAUUAAGACAAGGUAGUACAAACUCCCCCCUUCCUAACGUAUACGUACACACUCAAGUACACUUUGUUUUCAGCAAGAAAACACAGCAAGAGCAUCCCUUCCUCAACCAUAACAAGACUACAGACAUAGUUAUUGUGAAGUGCUUUAUAUUAUAAAAAUGUGCCCCGUGCAUAAAUUGUUUAACAUUUAUUUAAUCCUAAAUAGGGUGGGAGAGGUGGGUUGUUUUUAUUUUGGUCUUUUUCCCCCUCCUUCCCAUUCAGCAACAGUGAAAAGGCUUUCUGCAAAAAGAAAGACUGUUCUUUGUACAGAGUAAUGGACUGAACCAUCUUGCAAGACUUGAUUACAGUGGUAUGUCUGAGCACUGUGACAGAUUAUGUUAGCGUUUCCAUUAUAUUGUACAUACUUUUGAAAUAUUCUAUUUAGUCAUAUUUUAUAGGAGUAUUAAAAAGCUAUUGGCUAAUUAAUCACUUUUACACUUGUAUAAUUCAGAGCUUAGUUUGAAAAAUAAAUAUGGCAAACAAUAUUUUUGUGUUCUGCUUGCGUUGGCAUUUUGAAAGGCAACAUUUAAAGAGUUAAGCUCUAUUAAUAAACUGACUAGUGUGGUAUAUACCACUGCGCUCUCAACUGGCAGAAGUGAAAAUGCUUAAAUGGGUGACAUAGGUCAAACUGUUUCAGUAGAAAUUAGGGGGGAAAAAUAGCCCUCGUAUUGGCAGGUUAUGCCGUGUUCCAUUUUAAACUGCUGCAGUUUCACAGUCACGUGAACUUGCACUGGUUUGCUGUGGAUUUGGCUAGGUGUGUGCAAAAAAAGAACACAGCACAGUCCCUGAUGAGCAAAAGCACAUCCCUGACAGCUAAUGUGGUUCUUACUGUGCUUUUGUAAUAAUGGGUAAAUACAGUGGGCAUGAGUGAUUGAAUAAGAAACAUUGUAGCAUCCAGCUACCAUCCAGGCUGGGGAAAAAGUUCUAUUAACAUUAAUUAUUACAAAAAUUGAAACUAAUUGUUUGUAGUCUCUUGUGUCAAUUUGUACUGGAUCUUGCAAAGGAUUGGAAACCAGGAGAUGAGUUUGCUGAUGAACUGUCUUGUGAAAUUCUUAUAUUUGAUCACUGAGAUCUGCAUUUGGAAAAAUGAUUUUUUUUUUUUUCUGGGUGUGUGGCAUAAAAGACGUAGUUUUCAAAGGACCAUUGUUCAUGAUUCUGAAAAUUAGAUCUGCUUAAGAAGUCUCGUUGGAAAUGUAAGCUCUGAGCUUACUGAUUCCUUUUGAAAAGACAGGCCUUGACCUCUGUGUCUUGAUUAGAAAAAGUAAUAGUCAUCUUCUUAUGGAAUACUUGAGAGGUAAAAUGCACUACAGGAGGUCUGAUUUAUUCUUCACUGUUGAGCAGCAAAUGAGCUUUUCCCAACUACAGUGAGGUUCUUCACCUGAUCGGACUGAAAUGUUGCAUUACCAACAUGCCGAUUGUGGCUCUUGCGUCUUGCUUGGCACUCGACACAGCACCUGGAAAUAAGCUUCAAGGCAUCAGUUGUGGAUGGUAGAGAGCUGUAUGUCCCAGAGGAUCUCAAACUGGUCUUUGGUUGAGGACGUGACUGUAUGUGUGUAACUUAAGUACACACUUAAUUUGUACACACAGAUAGGCAAUAUUUAUUUAUACUGGGCAUUUGUGCAUGCAAGUGAUAACAUGCAACCUAACCCUGCACAAUACUGAAUAAUGGGAGUUAAAAGUAUUUCUCCCAGCUGCAGCAGGGGCCCGAGGCUUCCAUGGCUCAUGCCUUGAUUACUUACAGCUGAGGCUCUCUACACUUUACGACUGAUAGUCUGGCUAUUGCUGUUCCUUGUGCAGCCUCGUUUUUUUCCUCCUGAAGAGUUACAAUCAAAGCAAAAGAAACGGUGAUUUAAGAAGGACGAGUUGGAAAGUGCAGAGCAGACUCCAGCUCUGCAAUUGGGUCUGUAGUUAGCAACUCUCUCCCCAAUGAUUGGCCCAACUUUUUAAAAUGGAUUCAGCAGCUCACAGGGGUUGGGUCCUUCAGUAUUUUAUUGCCCGAUGAUGGAAUGUAGUCAGUUUGGUGGUGUUAGAGAUAGACUUACGCGAACAGCUUGCUUGAAGACAGUAUCCGUCACGAAUAUGGGGAGCUGGAACAAGCUUUCUAUGGAAGAGGGGAUUCAAGUAGGUUAUUGUGGAUAUCCUGAUUAAAGCUACAGUGCUUUCAGAUCGCAUCCUCUAAAGAACCUUUACUAAAUUUAUUUUUGUUCCUUUUUUAGUCGUAAAUGUUCUACCACUAAACAUUUAGCCACUUCAGACUUUCUCUCACAUACUAGGAUGAAUUUAAGACCUUUGCAUUUUCUCGAUUCCUGUCUGCCUAAGAAAUCAUAUUUUGUAUCUGUUUUACCAAAAGGCAAAACCAGGUAUGGAUUAAAGUCCCAGACAGACCCUAAUUUAUACUCAUCCUCAUGCAAUGCUCUUGAAUAACUAGUUAUGCUAACAAAAAACCAAAACCCAACACUGCUUUUCCUGCUUUAGCACAUCUUCUGGGGGGAGUACAGCAGCAUUCAAAUAUCCUAGCCUCCUCUUAAAAGGAGAUGUUUUUUCUAACGUGAGCUGUGCUCUCUUUUAAAAUACAUGUAGACUGCGGCAUUCAGAGGUAAAAUUACAAGGGAAGAAGUGUUGUAAAAGCUCCUUCCCACAUGUCGAAGGGUCGAGUAUAUUUGCUUUGGCAUGGAGGGGAGGGAAGCUUGCACUGUUAGAGGUAGAGCAGCAGCAGCACUCCUGACUGAAGGGCACGAACCCCGAAUGCCUCCACGGCAGAGACGCUCAGAAAGCAUUGAAAAAUAGCCUUAAUUCGUCUCUCCCCUUUUGUCAAUUUGUUCAGUUGCUACACGGAGAUUCUGGGGCUACAGCAAGAGUCAUCCAUGGAUCCUUUCAAUAUAGGAUUGUGUGCCGACACAGCAGCUACAAAGCCUAGAAUUGGAGACAUUUGUUAGUGAGGUUCUUGCUGGAGUAAGGCUGGGAAAGCUGUGAAGGGUGAGCAGCCUCAAAGUUAAUGAAAAAUGAAGAUACUCAGAACCUUAAGACAGACAUUAGGAUUUAAACCCAUGUAAAUGAAAGCUGUAUGAAGAAGGGCCCGUUUGCUGCCCCUGAGUCAGGGGCUUCCUCACCUGAGUUAAGAGUACACAGCAAGAAGGAUUAAAGUUCUCUAUUAUUAUAUACCAGAAAAUCAGCCUUGUUUAACAAAUUCUUGUAAUUGAUCAUUUAUCUAGUAUGAGAAAGUUGUAUCUACGUUAGUGUCACACAGAUGUGUUCUCUUCACUAUUUGGUUAAUGAAGGUAAAUGUUUUGAAUCCAUUUUAGAGCAGAGUUCUUGUUCAGAAACUUCUGAAAGAAACGCCAUCUGUAAUGACUGACGGAUCCUUAAGUGUCAAUUUGGCAAGUUGUCCUACUGUGGGUAGCUGCAGAAAUAUUUCAUGUAUGUUGUUGUAGAUUUAAAAACAUUACUCAUGUUUUCAUUCAAGUGUCUGCAUUUCUGACACAGAUGUGACAUAUCUGUAUAUAUUAUAAAUCAAUACUAUUUUUAACCACGUAUUUUGUACAAAUAUUCACAUUAGCUCUGUACUUCAGUGAAAAUCUAUUAUGGUAUUAAACAUUUUGGUGGAAUUAGCA
Harpia harpyja (harpy eagle) is the source of this 7925-nucleotide messenger RNA. RefSeq names its product regulator of calcineurin 2 (gene RCAN2). Gene Ontology annotation, biological process: calcium-mediated signaling. Gene Ontology annotation, molecular function: nucleic acid binding; calcium-dependent protein serine/threonine phosphatase regulator activity. Gene Ontology annotation, cellular component: nucleus; cytoplasm. Lineage: Eukaryota; Metazoa; Chordata; Aves; Accipitriformes; Accipitridae. The coding region runs from base 142 to 873 and encodes 243 amino acids. The transcript has 5 exons. The record is from RefSeq and is a predicted model, not a curated record.